CAAAUCAACAACUAAAUUGUUGAGCUAUUACGACACUUCAUUAUAUCUUAAUACAAGUGAAAUUUUGAUAUUGUGUCUUUUUUUGUUCCUUAUUUACCUCAGUCACGACAAUACUAAAAUCAACUUUAAAAAUCAUGCAAAGUUCGAAAACAAACACAUUUUAAAUACAUGAACUAAACUUAUCCCUAUUCUUGAACCCCUUCCCACCUCCCACCUCCCACCUCCCAACUCCUGCUGGCUUUUUGUCUCAUUCUUGGUUAGCAUCAUAAACAUCAAAAAAAUAUGCCGCACCGUCACGUCUGUUACCAUGGACUCCUGGGUUAACAAGUGGUCAGGAAAAAAUUAAAGAAUUUUUUUAAAAUCAUUUCAAUAUCAUAUUUUGAAUUUUCAUACGUUUAUGAAGUAACUUAGGCAUCUAAUAUUAUUGUUUUCAUUUCACAGACUUAGAAAUAUAUAAUGGCGUCAGUUUUGACUAGAUGACGUCAUUCCAAUUUAAAAGAACCCUCAGGUUCAGGUUUCUAUCAAAGAGGUCUGGGUACGAGAAUUCUUGUUAUGAAAAUUAGUAUUCACACCGCUGAAGAUAUUGAGAAUUGGAUUGAAACUUAGAGAGAGUGUAUUGUUAAGGUCUUUUUAAUUUCUGAUUAAACGUAAGAGUUAAUCUUCUUAGUCAAUCGUAAUAAAACGUGUUAUAGAAAGGCUUCUCUUUUUUUUUACAAAAUUUAAAAUGUCCAGUCACAUUGUUUAUACUACAUCGGUUUCUUUACUAUUUAUGGUCCGGGAAGCAUCCGAUGAUCAAUGUUUUAAUUCUUCGGGAUUUCAAAAUUUGAAAACACAAUGGUAACCAUAUCCCUUUGAGCAUGAUUUUAAACAAAACAAGAGUAGUUUUGUUGAUGGACUUGACAGGACACAGCAAGUCGUCAAUGACAUAAAGAGAAACGUCUAACAACAAGAGCCUCCGUGUUCACAUGGACAUCUAUUUUUAAAGACUACCUGUGGAGACAAAGCGUGUGUAAAUAGCUCGUCUAUGGAAUUACAAUCCCAUGACAGAUUACAGAGAGGUUUAACAUUUCUUUCUAUACAUUUCCAAUUGGAUAGAAUCGAUUAAAAGGGAUUCCAUGCGGCGCUAUUUUGUAUCAUUGCUGCAUUAAUUAUUGUCCUUGUGAUACAGGAAUUGAAGAUACAAAUUUGUAUACUGGUGAGAUAUGACAGUUAAUCAAUGAGAGAAGAAAAUACUAAUAAAAGAAAGACUUUGAAUCUGUUUAUAUAAUUGUUCAUUCAUAUUGAGAAGGAUUUGAAGACCAGUCGUUAAAAGAAGCACACAUAACAUAUAAAUAAAUACACACAUAUGUAAAACUAAAGAAAGAAAACAUGGCAAUUCGUAUGAACUUCAAAACGACGCUUACAUCUUGCGCCUUAUUGGUCAUAAUAUGUAGUAUUCAUGUUACAGAAGCACGAAAUAACUGUCGCUUAAAGAAACAUCCCAAGAGUCAAUCCUAUUUUUUAUCAUGUGACGGAUACAUCAGUGAUAACAAACAGACGAGAACUAGUAUUCGUAAAGACAAGAAAAAACCCAAAAAAGCAGGACCACCAGGGCCACCCGGUCCAGUAGGACCUCCCGGAAAAGAUGGUAUUGACGGUGUGGAAGGACCAACAGGACCUAUGGGACCAACUGGACCUACAGGUGUUCCAGGAAGAAGAGGACACACUGGACCAAAAGGACCAAAAGGUUCAAGGGGAGAUGUUGGUCCAAUGGGCCCUCAAGGACCUUCUGGUCUACCAGGAAAUUGCAUAAAAGAUGAGUCACUGCUCAAUAGAGAUGUUGCAGAGAAAUUAUACCACUGUCUAGCUGGUCCACAAGGUCCUCAAGGACGAAAAGGAGAUCUCGGUUUACAAGGAAAUCCUGGUCCACAAGGACCACAAGGAAAGAGCGGUGAACAAGGUCAAAAGGGUGAUCGAGGUCGCAGGGGUCCUGUUGGAAUGCCUGGAUUACCUGGAAGCAGUGGGGCUGUGUCGUGUGCUACGUAUUACUCAGACUGGAUUGGUAGGUUCAGUGAGAUGGAAAAUAAAAGUUCCGAUGGUAUAUUUUGUCCAAGUAGACAAUUUUUGCAGGGUUUUAAAAUCGAAAAGAAUGGAAUUAAGGAGAGGUAUAACUACGUUUGUUGUAAAAUUGGAUGAUAGGUUUAUGUACGUUGAUAUGUUCUCAUUAAAAUGUAAUUGUGCUGUGUUGAAGUAUACCUAGAUGGUUGAAGAAAGUUGGGAUUGUAAUGGUGAGAGACCAUGAAGCAAAUAAAAACCGAAAUAGGAACCAUUAUUUAUUAAUUUAUACCAAAAGUAAAUAUAACUUAUACACGAACGUUAUUUUUUUAGUAAUUACGGAGCUUUUAGAACUCAUGCACUAAGAGAUCUCUUUAUGCGAGAAAUGAUUAUACACUUCAGUUUAACCGAGGCCUGGUGACGAAGUUAAAAUGCAUGAAAUAUUGUGGUAAACAUAGACUCAAGAUUUUGAGCUUACAGGAGGUAUAUUAGAGAUCAUUUUUAAGACAUAAGAGGCCAUAAGAGCGGGCAGAGUCUUGUAGUCUACCAAAUUUGUUUCCAAGUUGAAAUUAAAUAUUUUGUAUAUAUCUGUUUAUAUAGAAAGUAUCUUCUUAAUAAAAUAAAUAAUAAUGAGCCUUUUUUUUCGGUCCCACAAUCACAGGGUCUUCAGCUUCCGUCCUCAAAUAUAAAGAAAUAUCACCUGGGAUCGAAGUUGUAUUUAUUUUAACUACGUGGACACCGCACCUUAACAACAAAAUUUCGACACCUUUUUAUUUAAUGUGAGUAAAAAGUUGGUAAAACAUAAAAGAAAUGUUAACAGAGUGACUGGUAUUUUGAAACAACUAAAAUGUUCACACUGACCUUAGCGAGCUAAUUGUUUGUUCCUGUCCGACAUUGUUAAAAAGAAGGAAAGAGAACCUAAGGACGAGGUUGAUUAUUCACUUAUAAUUUAGUCUCUAAAGUUGAGGGAAUUGGAGACUAAUUAUUCUUUAUUUAACCAGGAUAGCCUUUUCAGUUUUCCUAUUGGUACUGCUACCAAAAGUUCCUCCCAAGGGUGUCCUAACGCAUUUAAAGCUUCCA
Messenger RNA from Hydractinia symbiolongicarpus, 3114 nucleotides. Its product is annotated as collectin-12-like. The coding region runs from base 1369 to 2175 and encodes 268 amino acids. NCBI's taxonomy places the organism in Eukaryota, Metazoa, Cnidaria, Hydrozoa, Anthoathecata, Hydractiniidae. The transcript has 7 exons. The record is from RefSeq and is a predicted model, not a curated record.